Messenger RNA from Plectropomus leopardus (leopard coralgrouper), 1882 nucleotides. RefSeq names its product N-ethylmaleimide-sensitive factor attachment protein, alpha b (gene napab). Gene Ontology annotation, molecular function: syntaxin binding; soluble NSF attachment protein activity. The record is from RefSeq and is a predicted model, not a curated record. Gene Ontology annotation, biological process: synaptic transmission, glutamatergic; SNARE complex disassembly; regulation of synaptic vesicle priming. Gene Ontology annotation, cellular component: synaptobrevin 2-SNAP-25-syntaxin-1a complex; terminal bouton; vacuolar membrane. NCBI's taxonomy places the organism in Eukaryota, Metazoa, Chordata, Actinopteri, Perciformes, Serranidae.
UAGCACAGAUUAGCGAGUUUGUUGACUAAACUUUCGCCUUUCGUCGUUCUCCCGCUCAACUGUAAAACAGUGACACACCAAAAAUGGACCACAGCGGGAAAGAAAAGGAAGCAAACGCCUUAAUGGCCGAGGCUGAAAAGAAAACGAAAUCGUCGCAGUCGUUUUUCGCGUCGAUGUUUGGGGGUUCCUCCAAGAUGGAAGAGGCCUGUGAUGUAUAUGUGAGAGCAGCCAACAUGUACAAAAUGGCCAAAAACUGGUGUGCUGCAGGAAAUGCGUUCUCCCAAGCUGCUGCCCUUCACCAGAUGCAGAGCAAACAUGAUGCAGCAACUAACCUUAUAGAGGCUGGAAAUGCCUUCAAAAAAGCAGAUCCACAAGAGGCCAUAAACUGCCUAAACCGAGCUAUUGAGAUAUACACUGAUAUGGGGCGCUUUACCAUCGCAGCCAAACAUCACAUCACCAUUGCUGAAGUAUAUGAGACAGAGUUGGUGGACAUUGACAAGUCCAUCGCUCAUUACGAACAGGCAGCAGAUUAUUACAAAGGUGAAGAAGCCACCAGUUCAGCAAACAAGUGCCUUCUGAAAGUAGCAACCUACGCAGCUCAGCUGGAGCAGUACCCAAAAGCGAUUGAAAUCUAUGAACAGGUCGGAACCCACGCAAUGGACAGUACGCUCCUGAAAUACAGUGCCAAGGAUCACUUCUUCAAGGCGGCGCUCUGCCACUUCUGUGUAGACACGCUGAAUGCAAAUCUUGCUGUGAGGAAGUAUGAGGAAAUGUUUCCAGCCUUUUCAGACUCCCGAGAAUGCAAGCUGUUGAAGAAACUUCUAGAGGCCUGCGAAGAACAGAACGUGGAUGCCUAUACUGAUGCGGUGAAGGAAUAUGACACCAUUUCACGGCUGGAUCAGUGGCUCACCACCAUGCUUCUCCGCAUCAAGAAAACCAUACAGGAUGAUGAGAGUGACCUUCGCUGACUUCCCUACCUGCUCAUGACCUCAAGCCCUCAACAACCAACUUGCAUCCUUCUUUUUCCUUGAGCCUCUCACUUCCAUUCUAGCAGCAAUCUGGAUUGUUUGACCUUUAACCCCUUAUGUUCCCUCACAGACUGUUUGUUGCCCGUCUGCAGUAUUUCUUAUUCCCUUUUUAAUCUGCUUAACUCAAUGCUUCAAAAAUGAUGGAACGAACACUAUUUUCCCCCUCUGCACACAUUAUGUUAGCUGUACAUUUUUAUGAUCCAGGUAUUGGCCCAAUAUUAGUUUAAAUAUUCAUUAUGGCUACAAUACCAAAUACUCAUACCAGCACACUUAUAUGAUAGUGGUUUUAUUUUUAUUUUCCUUGUUAUGAAAUGGAUGAGAGAAAGCCAAUUUACUAACUUUAAGCUACCAAUACAGGAUGUGCUGUAGAGUAAACUUAACUGACCAAAAUGCAGAUAUAGACUAAAGCACACAUUGGUUUUUGGUACUUUUGGUGUGCUCGAGUAUACUGUAGGUCACAUAAGGGCACCUCUAAUUAAACAGCACUUCAUCUCAGCUACAGAGCUCCUCUCCAAGCAGAGAGGCUGAGAGUUUCUGAGAUUAUUCCAUGGCAAAUACCCCCUUUGCCUUAUACUGCAAAGUUCUCAGGAUGUAAACAGCUAGAUUUGAUGAAAGAAAAGAAAAAAAAAACAUUCAUGCUUUUAGACAUCUUGUCAUUAAUUUGCUAAUUGUUUUUGCCAUUUAAAGUGCUUUUAUUUCAUGAACAAAGGUGAAAGGAGCUAAUCAUCUUUGUUAACAUUUGCAUGGUUUGGUAAGGAUGAGAAAGCUAGAGCAGCCAUUUUCCACUGUAUAGAAUUUAUUACUCAAGUGUGUGUGUGUGUGUGUGUGUGUGUGUGUGUGUGUGUGUGUGUGUG